This is a messenger RNA of Salvia splendens (bonfire salvia), 1131 nucleotides long. Its product is annotated as F-box protein At3g07870-like. The record is from RefSeq and is a predicted model, not a curated record. NCBI's taxonomy places the organism in Eukaryota, Viridiplantae, Streptophyta, Magnoliopsida, Lamiales, Lamiaceae. Gene Ontology annotation, molecular function: protein binding. The coding region runs from base 1 to 1131 and encodes 376 amino acids. The transcript has a single exon.
AUGGAUUUGGUGGUAACGAAGAGAGAUUUGUUUACAAAUCUGCCGGAAGAGUUGACGAUAGACAUCUUGGGAAGGCUCUUGAGUAAAAGCAUUAUGAGGUGCAAGUCUGUUUGCCAAUCAUGGUUCGAUUUGAUAGAGGGGGGCAGGUUUAAGACCUCGUAUACUCCGAAGUCACGCCUCAGUUUCACUUCCGGACACAUGUACACGGUCUACGAUGACGAGGCCAAUGAGCCACUUUUCAAAAUCUGUCUGAAAUUUGGAACUAGUGUUUGCUUUCGUGAUGUAAUUGAUUCAGCGGGUGGUUUGCUUUUUGUGAGGGAUUUAUGCAAUAUUCUUUUUGUAACCAAUCCAAUGACUUGUGAAUAUGUCCAGCUUCCUCCACCCUCUACUACUAGCCGCCCAUGCUUAUUUGGAUUCGGAGUGAGCAAAAUAAGUCACCAGUAUAAGAUUUUAUGUGGCCAAAAAGAUUCCGAGUCAUGUCAUGUAUACACUAUGGGAGGAGGAGGGUCGUGGGGAAGCAUCUCAGCACCAUCAUCACCACUUAUACGGCCUACACCACUUUGUGAUAGUGCUGCAUUUUUAAACGGAAAUCUUCAUUGGCUGUUUCAAGGGGAACACUUGAUUUGUUGCUUUGAUCUUGAAACCGAGCUCUUUACUACUUUUUCCCCUCCUCCUCUUGUCCCUGGUUGCAAAAAAUAUCAUGAAUAUCGGCUAUGUGCUUUGGAGGGUCAACUGUGUUUAUGCGACUGCAAAGGUGGCUGUGAUGUUAUUUGGCAGAUGAAUAACUACGGUGAUGAUAAUUCCUGGGUACAAGAAUACACCUUUCACUUACUACCAAGUAUAGCACCUAGAUUUGUUGGACUUGUCUUCCCCCUAAAAUUGUUAGACAAUGGUGAUUUGUUGUUCACAGUGGAUCGUGAUCGCGAUCGCUUGUAUAUCUACUCUAAAAAUACUGAAAAUGUUGCGGUAUCCAAUCUUCUUCAACAAUUUGAAGGCUCUUAUCCCAACAUCAUUACUUAUACUCCAAGUUUUCUUUCGCUCGUGGCUAUGGGGAUUCAGAAUGUUCAAUCACUACAACUAAACCCACCUUUCGUGCCAUAUUACCUCCUCCCGGCAGCGCCGCAAGGUUAA